This is a messenger RNA of Drosophila willistoni, 1278 nucleotides long. RefSeq lists its product as uncharacterized. The record is from RefSeq and is a predicted model, not a curated record. The coding region runs from base 159 to 1133 and encodes 324 amino acids. The transcript has 4 exons. NCBI's taxonomy places the organism in Eukaryota, Metazoa, Arthropoda, Insecta, Diptera, Drosophilidae.
CAUGAUCAUUGGCCGGUCGUCAUCUCCAUUCCAAAAAAAAAAAAAAUAUAACAAAUUCUUGAGUUUCGGGAUUUUCCAUUUGUUGUUGUUAUUGUAAUUUUACAUACAUAUAUUUUUGUUCGCCCCCUUUUCACAACCUGCAAUUGUUGGUAAUAAUUAUGGCCAUCUCCAUGACUUCUGCUGCUGCGUGGCAUGCAACAAGUCGCCUCAAGCGUACCCCAAGAAUAACCGUUACAAAUAUGGAUCGCAAUUAUAAUGGAACAAUGGCAGCUGCCGUAGCAGCACCAACAGCAACAAGUGUCGGAGGCGGGGGAGUGGUUAAAGCAGUUACCAGUGCAGUGCAACCCAAAUCUCCUGACAGCCUGACAGCUCUAAUGGCCAAAAAGAGUAUAACAUCCAUGUCCGAUGAGGAGAUCAUACAGGAGAAUCUUAAGGAAAUCCUCGAUUUGAAGUCACGGGAGGAGCGGAAGGCUAACGGACGUCUGGUGGCCGUCAUAGUGGCGUCUCUUGUGAUCUUUCUGGCCAUUUAUCACGCCUGGAUACAAAAUUUGGGAGCCAUGGCCGGGGUUUUAGUGCCAGCUGGAAUUAUGCUCUCGUAUGGUCUUUGGGUUGUUGUUCUGGCCAAGAGGGAUAAGCAUAAACGAGCCAUGUUUGAACGGCACAUUGAGGAGGUGGCUUUGAAAAACAAAUGCGAACUGGAGGACAAACAUUCACGUCUGAGACAUUCAUCCCCGGAGGCAGAUGCAAGUGCGUCCAGUAGUUUACACUAUGUCAAUGAACUGUUGCCAAUGCCAAAGAAACAGAAGCAUAGACGUCACAGGCAGCGCCAGAGGCAAAGAGAUUUAGCCGGAACAGGCCAUGGCCACGGAAACGGAACCGGAACGGAUGCUUCCUCGUCAGAGGUCACUGUACAUCGGAGCGGUAAAAACGGAGCCAAAAGGCCAAGUUUCAGGCAAAAGCUAUUCGGACAAACCAUCGCCCAUGUGAAACUAGUUGAGAUGCAGGGCGAUAGCAUUGAUUCGAAUUCUACAACGGAUACAAAUUUGGAUCCGGCAGAGAAGCGAAAACGAUUGCAGCGUAUGGACACAAUGCUGCCCAUGCCGCAGGUGGUGCGUAUGAGUUCAGCGCCGUAGAACGAUUACCUACGAGAGGUGUGGAGCAGGGGUCGCGGGGGACAUGGCCUUGCUAUUGUAUCGAGAGAGUAAAUAAAUGUAUUGUAAAAAAUAUAAACAGGAAGUACGAUUUUAUAAAUAGACAAGAAAAAGAAAUAAAGAAACA